AUUCACCGACUUCACCGUUCAUUUGAACUUUCGAGACCGUCAGAAGAGCGCUCCGCGUGCUCGUCGAAUUGUUCCGGUCGCAGUCACGAAUCGAUCAUUUAGCUAUUUCAACAGGUUGCCGGCAACUUAUUCACGCCCUGAAUAUAUUCGAAUUUGCCGCUUGGAAAACAAUUGCCUAUCGAGGAAAUCAUCGCCUACUGUCGAAGUGCCGGAAAAAAAUACCUAUAAGGGGCGUGAUGAGAUUUUGUUUACCUUUUUAAAAAUGGCAAUAAUUGAGUGAUUUUUUGUAUUUCUUUGGUGAAUCAAUCAACUAUAUUAACAGUGAGAUUUUUGUUGUGAAGUGUCAACUAACUUUUUCAUUUUUUAACUUUCUGGAUAUACAACAGAUUAUUUUGAAGUCAACAUGGAAACUUACAUAGUGGAUAAAUCUUUCUAUGAUUUUGGAACAGCAGAGGAGCUAAAGGAGCUCUGGGAGGCAGAUUUAGAUCCGGCGAUGCAAGAGGUAUUAAAAAUGCAGUCAGGGGAUAUGACCAUCGAAUGGAGCUACAUACCAACCAAGGACCUGCCGGGAGUUAUUCUUCACGAUAGACUGAUGACGGACGCCGCUUUGGGAACCAGACCUAUUAAGACAGAACAUUCUUACAGUCUUACAUCAGAUGGAGAUAGUUUACCAGAUUCGCCUACUUCACACCACAAAGUUGAUGAAAUGGAUGAUGAGUGUUUCCCAGUAAUUUCAAUGAAGACCGCAUGCAAUAAUCUCCAACACGAUCCUUUAAAUAUCAAAGAUGAACCAGCUAGUGAGACAGACAGCAAUCAUUCGUCCUGCCCUUCAUCACCACAGUCUAUUUACGUAAACGCCAGUGACGUACUAUUAGAUGUAGAAAUGUCUCCCUCCCACGAAGACCACACAGCUCUAUUCAAAACAGCGACGACCACCCUCAAAACAUCCCCUCACACAGUAAUUCCCCAAAGAAUACAGUUACCUAUCCAAAAAGCGAAUUCUGUUAUCAAAAUCGAACAAACAGCUUUCCACAAUCUACCUCCAACGCCGCCAUCUUGCAGUAGCAGCGAAGACAGCGAAGACAAUGCGACCAUUUCACAACCAAGCUCACCUGCCGCCAGAAAAACAGCACGCCUCCUGUUGAAUCAACCUUCCACCAGACAGCCCAUCAAUACUCCGCUGAUCAGCAGUCAGCCAAAGGGCUCAACUGGCACUCUAGUCCUCACAGAAGAAGAAAAAAGGACGUUAAUUGCUGAAGGUUACCCAGUUCCUACCCGCCUACCACUGACAAAAUCAGAAGAAAAAUCAUUGAAGAAAAUAAGGCGAAAAAUCAAGAAUAAGAUAUCUGCGCAAGAAAGUAGAAGAAAAAAGAAAGAAUACAUGGACCAACUAGAAAGAAAAGUCGAGCAUCUCGUCACCGAAAACAACAGCUAUAGACAAAAAAUUGAAUUUUUAGAAGAUUCAAACGGUAACCUGCUUACACAGCUGCAGAAGCUACAAACUAUAGUGGCAAGGACCCACCCCCAAAUCAUUAAGCAACUAAAGCAAAGUCAUUAAAAAAGGGACAAUCGAUCGAUUUAAAAUCGAUUAUAAUAGUAUUUUAUUUUUAUCGUUAUCAGUACAGCUAUUUCAAGUCUAUAAAGUACAAAGAGGGAAAUCAAAAUAACAAAAAACGUGAAGCUAAUCUAUUCGUGUUGCCAAAUGCCCUUAGCAUUUUGUGAUUAAUUUUUAAACAACUAUCAGUUCAAAUCGUCUAGUUUACAUAUUUAUAUAUAACAUUGUUUCGUCCAUUAAAUGCAAUGAUAUCAAUGAUUUUGUUGUUACAAACAGCGGAACUGAUAGUUUUUUUCUAAGUUACAUCGAUUCUCUGGAAUUCAUUUUAACGAUAACUUAAGCCAGAGUCUUCCAUCUUCAUUCUUGUAUACAUUCCACAGCGUUGACAUAUUUACCUAAUACCAAAGGUUCAAUGUAAAAAGCUCAAUAAUAUUUUUUUAUAAAAUGUAUCUAAAAAAAUAAACCGUUCAAACGUGUACUUAAAAAUAUAUUUUAGAUAGAAUAUGUAGGUAUAUGUGCCUUAUAAAUCCGUUAUAAGUAUCGAUAGUAAGAACAUAAGAGUGCGAUUUUGGUUUUUGCUGAAAUUCUUUAUUUUAGCCUAACUCUAAAGAAGUAUCUGAUACGUUUUUUAGUAAAAUUUUAUCUUGGAACCCCUUGCAUUUAUAUCGACUGGUUUUUUAACGUUUAUUGUUUUAAUUUGAUUUUUAUACAUAAAACCCAUGAUACAAUAACCCAAGAUAUGAUACGUAGCGUUCCUAAUUUCGUUCAGGUCGCGCAUGACGUCACGUUGUGAGUAGAUCCUUUAAAUUUCGAAUGCAUUACCAUUAUGAUUUGGGGAUUUUAGCUUUUAAUAUCAGUUGUGAAAUUUUCUAGAAGUGCUGUUUUGUUUAGUACGAUUAAAUAUAAUGAUUGAGAACAUAAUCUAAUAAUAGAAAUCAAUUACACACAUGAUUUUUUAUUAUUAGGCAAGAUACGUCUCAUUAUACAUAAUAUAUUAAACUGUAUAAUACAUGUACUUACGAUGAAAUAAAGUAACAAUAAUAUUGUAAUGUGUUAAAUGAUAAAAAGAGUUAAAUCUGCAGUAGUUAUGAAGCCCAUCAGUUAUAUUUUAUCACUUCAAGAUCUCUUAUUCAUUAAGUAAUUAUACAGUGCGCUGGAAUAAGUGUUACUCCACCCCCUUAUUAACUUAUUUAUUUUUAGCACAUAAUCAAAACACUCAGACAGGUCAAUUUUUAAAAUAAUCAUAGUAUAUUAUAGCAUCAAUGUUUCGAACUUUACGCGAUCCCUCUUCAGGUGACAGGCAUAACUUUGAUUUUUUUAAAUGGGAAAGUACAUCAUGUGACACAUUUAAAAGCUUUUGAAAUACUGAUUACAAAAAUGUACAAUACUGUAAUCCUAUUUAAGAGCGUAGGCGCAAAAUUUCGGUCAAAUUAAUUUUAAAUGCAUUAAUUUUUUUCGAAUCCUGAGAAAACUAAUAAGUAUUUUUGAAAAAUUUAAACGCAAAAUGAGGGUCGGAAGUCCCUGAAAACUUUUAUAAUGUUUAUUUUAUUAAGUCAAAGGGGUGAAAAAAAAAAGAUAAAAUUUAGUCUGACUUUUAAUUUCAAAUAUAUCAUUAAAAAGAAACUUUUUGUUUAGUCUAAGGGACUUUCAGCCCUCCAUAAUAAUAUAAUAUUUGAUUCUGCGUUUAAAUUUUUCAAAAAUACUGAUUAGUUUUUUAAGAAUUCGAAAAAAAAAUGAAUGCGUUUAAAAGUAAUGCGCCUACGCUCUCUCAAAUAGGAUUAAAGUAAUAUACAUUUGUGUAAUCAGCAUUUCAAAAGCUUUUAAAUAAGAUAUUACAUUAUGUACUUUUCCAUUUAAAAAAGUCAAAGUUAUGCCUGUCACCUGAAGAGGAAUCGCGUAAAGUUCGAAACACUGAUGCUGUAAUAUACAAUGAUUAUUUUAAAAAUCGACCUGCCCGAGCGUUUUGCUUAUGUCCUAAAAAUAAAUAAGUUAAUAAUGGGGGUAACACUUAUUCCAGCGCACUGUAUUUAUGAUCACACCUGCUAAUGGAUAUUCAAAUAUACUGGAUAUAACGACUAUUCAAAUCUAACGAUGAAUAUAAUAUUUUUAUCUAUAAAUUUUUCUUAAUAAUAAGAAAACACCAAGGCAUUUAAUUUAUUCAAUAAAAAUUUGUUAACGUUAAAAUUAUUGUCUGCACGUUUGCAUAAUUGUUUCCACACACAUCGCACUUUUUUGUCUUUUGGGAAACUAAAAAACUUGAUAUUCGUAUCGAAACCUUGUGAUUGAUUGUAGACAUUACAACCAAACACGGCACACCUCAUUUUUAAUAAAAGUUUAACAAAAUAUAAGUAAAAUUCACCUUAAACACAAAAAUAAUAGUAUAUUAUUCAACGAGCAUGUAAUAGCCAUUACGUGCGAGUAGAAUUCCAUACUUUUUCUACGACCUUUUUAUUAUUUUAUUAGUAAAAAAUAUAAUUAUCAACUAAUCGAGUUUUAAAUUAAAAUAGUUUAUCAAAAUACUUAAAUGCUGUUUACCCCUAGUACGUGGCUAAAUAAUUGGUUGCCUACUAUUACCCAAUUCUUAUUUAUUAUAAAAAUGCAACAAGAAAUAGUCAGUCCAAGUUCUAUUCGUUUUCGAAAAAUUAUAAGCAUAAAUUUGUACCUACUGUCAGUGAAUCUAAUAAAUAGGAAAUGGCUACUGUGGGUGGACGUAUUUCAUAUAGCUAUAAUGUAUAUUUACAUUUAACUAUAAUAUAAUAUAUUUAAUAAUAUAACCAUAUAUAAUAUGUUAUAUCAUAUUUAACACAAUAUAACUUGAAAAAGAAACACAAUAUUAGUUAUAAAUUCCAAUUAACACCAACAAAAUGCGCUAACGUCAAUUAAAUAAAUGAUAAACGUCAAAAUUUUUAGUAAACAAGACAUACCUAAACGUAAAAAUAUACUGACAUUGUUACAGUUAAAAUUCCUUUAAAAUUUUUCCAGGUUAAUUAUUGAUAUAAAUUACAAUAAUUAAAUUAUGUAUUAAAUAAGCAAGUUUAAGUAAUUUUGUUUGCAGUUUAUAGAGAUACGAUUAAUAUUAAAAUUGGCAUGCGCCACUUGAAUCUAACUUCAGCCCGUGAGUAAUGACCCGCGAGUAACUUCAGCCCGUGAGUAAUGAAUUAUUACUCACGGGUACAGUAAUGGGUGCUAUUCUCUAUUAAAAAAUAGCGAAUAAUGAGCAUAUUAUUAAACGGUCGUAGAAAAACACUGUUUACUACACGACAACACUGAAUAUAAUGCUGUUCUACUCACAGAGUGACGUAGCUACGUAGGCCCCGCCCACCUGCUCCAUGUCAUAUGUUCAGAGUUAUUGUAUCAUGCAUAAAACCUGAUCGAAGGACCAAUACGUUUUGUAUAUAUUUAUUAAGUUAUAUUAGUAAUGAGAAGUGAACGCAUUUCUAUGUUCAAAGAUUACGGUGUUUGAAGUGCUCCCUAGUUUUUACUGUCUUUACUUAUAAAAUUAGAGUAUAAAAUUUGAGGACUUUUUGUGUAGGUAUCUCAAAAAGUGUGUUUUAUUAACAUAGCUGUUUUUUUAUAUGACUUAGCUUGAGAAACAUUCGUACCAAAUGUAUAUUUUUUGAAAAGCUGAAAACGGGACCAUGCUUUUUUAGUACUUAUGUUGCUUAAUUUUUAAUUUAGAUUGCAUAGAAAUCCGUAUUGUUUAGUAUAUUGGCAUUGUAGGAUAAAAGUUUUAUGGCCUUAUAAAUAGUUUAUUGAUAUUUGUUUGAAUACGAUAACAAAAUAAUUAAAAAAAUAUAGAGAUGACUAUUAUUUUUGUACUCUUUCUAAACUUUUAUCCUUUGGUGUUUAUUAGCAUUCUUAAAAUUUAAACUUAUUCUAAUGCAUAAAAUCUACUGGAUGAUUCAUUAUUUAGAAAAUUAAACAGAAAAUAAAGGAAAAAUCUAAGAUAGUGUAUAGUUGGUUUUAAGAAUGGGGAUAGGCAUUUUUAUUUAGAGUGAAAAGUAUUAUACUUACUUAUGUUUUUUGUGGAGUUCCUGUCAAAUUAAUGAGUCCUUUAAAAUAAAUAUUUAUUAUUCAUUAUCCUAUUGAUAAUUACAGGACAGAAAACUACAACUAUAUUGUCAUAAUUAUAUUUUAAGCUUUUCUCUCUUCUUUUAUUCGGGACACAAAAAUUAAUAUAAUUUUAAAUUUUAAACAAAAAUUUUAAAAAAUAUCAGCAGAUGAGAGACUGAAGAUAGCGUCUUAUUCUUGUAGUGCCUGUCCGAUUCUGAUGUUGGCGACCAUCAUGGCAAUCUGUACUUUGCACAUUAUAGUUCCGAAAAGAUUUGUGGUUUUUUAGUUGAGCCUCGUGCAUAGAUUUUUCAGCCAGGAAAAUCGUCUUCGCCUUCCUGGUCCUCGCUUUCCUUCUACUUUCUCAUGUAAAAUUAGUUACAGCAAUCCAUAUCUUUCGCUGUUUCUCGUGAUGUGACUGAGGUAUUCAAUUUUGGAUGUUUUUAUUGUGCUCUUUUUCUUUUGGCAUUAUUAAUAAGACGUCCUGAUUAGUAACAUGGUCGGUAUCUUUAGGAUUCGAUGAUAAAGCCACAUUUGGAACGACUCAAUUUUCUUGUAGGUAGAGUCUGUAGAGUCCACGGUUCAACUCCGUACAACAGUAUUAGAAAGAUAUCACAUCGUAAUAACCAAUGGCGGCUGAUCAGAGGAGGCAAGGGAGGCUUAGCCUCCCCAUAAAUUUUUUACACAUGCUACACUGUUUUGUUUACUUUUCUAUUUUGCUUCGCGUUAGAGAUAUCGGAAAAAGUUAUUUCAACAAGUUAUUCCAAAUAAUAUUCUAACCUCACAUACCAAAUUUCAUCACAAAAUUCGCACUUUUAGUUUUUUCAUUAUUUGUAGUCAGGAUCCUAAAAUCCAGUAAUAACCUGAUUGUUAUUAUCAUCAACAGCUAUUGCUUUCCAUAUCCUAUAUUUUCGUUUAAGUUGGUACUAAGAUAGAUGUAUGUUUUUACUCAUUUUAUUCGUUGACCGUUCACUGAUUCGUCCAAAUUGCUGUUCUUUCUUAGAAAUCAUCACACGUUUUGUUUUCGUAAUGUUGAGUGAAAGACUUAUCUCUGACUUACUUCUGAGAUCCUUUUCAUUAACUCCUGGAGGGUUUUAUAACUGUCAACGAAUACCACCGUGUCGUCCGCAUAUUUGAUGUACCUAUUUAUUGAUAUAUUCUCCGUUAAUUCGAAUUCAGGUUUCAACAUCCCCUACUGCUUCUUGAAACAUUUCCUCAGAACAUAUGUUAAACAGCAGAAGUGAUAAAAUACAUCCCUGUAGGACCCCACGUUGGAUUCCUAUAUGGUUUCUUCUUCUACACGUGCCAUCUUCGCGACGAAGGUUGGCAAUCAUCAUUGCUAUUCUUACUUUUGACACUACAGCACGAAAGAGUUCAGUUAAACUGCAUCCAAACCAUUCUCUGAGAUUUCUCAGCCAGGACAUUUUUCUCCUACCUAUGUUGCACCUUCCUUGAAUCUUUCCCUGCAUAAUUAAUUUUAGGAGUUUAUAUCUGUCAUCACGUGUUAUAUAACCCAAGUAUUGAAGUUUUCUUAUUUUGAUGGAAUCCAGUAUUUCCCUGCUGUUCUGUAUUCUCCUUAGUACUUCCUCAUUGGUUAUUCUGUCUGUCCAGGAGAUUCUCAGCAUUCUUCGAUACGUCCACAUCUCAAAUGCUUCCAAUCUAUUGAGGCAUUGUUUAUUGGAGGCAUUAGAGGCGUUGAGGCAUUGUAGGAGUCCAUGUCUCCACACCAUACAAAAGAACAGAAAAUACAUAACAUUUUAGUACUCGUUUUCUAAGAUUUAGGCUGAGGUCUCUACUACAUAAUAAUUUCUAUUCUAAUUCGGAUUUCUUUGGUAUAAUCGUUUGUUUCACUAAUGUUUGUCCCUAAAUAGUUAUAAUUCUGAACUCGUUCUAUCGUCUUAUUAUUUACGUGUAGAUUUAUGUUUCUAAUAUUUUUCUUUGAUAUAACCAUGAAUUUAGUUUUCUUUAUGUUUAGUGACAGACCAAAUUCUUCACUCAUUGCAACAACCUUAUUUAAAAUUCUUUGUAGGUCUGUAAUAGAUUCUGCUAUUAGUAUUGUGUCAUCGGCGUAUCUAAUUUCACAUAUGGGUAGGCCAUUUAUUUUUAUGCCUGCUACUUCAUCUUCUAAUGCUUUUUUGAAUAUUUCUUGUGAGUAUGCAUUAAACAGUGAUGGCGACAAGACACAGCCCUGUGUAACGCCUCUUUUGAUUUUUAUUUUAUUGGUGUUUAAAUUAUUUAUUCUUAUGGCAGCUUCUUGUUCAUAAUACAGAUUAUUUAUUAUUCUUAUAUCCCGUGUGUCGAUGUUUUUUGUUCUCAGUAGUUUUAUUAACGGAUUAUGUUUCACCGUAUCGAAUGCCUUGUUAUAAUCGAGGAAGCAGACAUAGAUGUCCUGGUUUGCAUCUAAACAUCUCUGUAUUAGCACAUUUACUGCAAAUAAUGCUUCUCUCUUUCCUUGUGCAUUUCUAAAUGCGAACUGAGUUUGUCUAAUGUCUUGUUCUAACUUUUUGUAUAUUCUACGAUGAAUAAUCUUUAGAAAUACUUUGAGUAUGUGGCACAUUAGACUGAUGGUACGGUGUUCGCAACAUUGUCUGGCGUUUCUCUUUUUCGGUGUAGUCACGAAUGUUGAUAGAAGCCAUUCUUUAGGUAAUAUACCUGUUCUGUAUAUGAUAUUAAAUAAUUCUACAAUUACAUGUAUAUUGCCGUCGGCUAUAAGUUGCAAUAUUUUUGUCGGUAUUUCGUCCAGUCCUACAGCUUUCCAAGUUUUCAGUUCUUUAAUGGUGUGUUUUACUUCACUUUCUAUUAUUUCUGGUCCAGUCUCCUCAACGAAAUAUUCGUUAUCUAUUGUGUCUCGGUUGUCAUUAAACAGCUGUUCUAUAUAGUUUGUCCAUAUAUGGUUUAAUAAAUUCUAAAUAUGUAUUAUUAGAAUGUGCCAGAAAUAUCAUGAGAUGAGAUUGUUGUUGGGCUGAAAAAUUCUUGGCCUGAUUUUAUUUUUCAACAUAACCUCUAAUAUUAAUAAAUUUCAUCCAGUUGUUCCCAAUCCUAUUAUUUCUCCUUAUGGUGUUCCUGUGCAAGUGCUGCAACGUACUCAUCAAUGCCUUUUUAUUGACUUCCGCAAUGAUUUUUAAAUUGGAUGAAAAGUUCAAAGCGAAAAGCGCUGACCAGCGAUGAGGGAACUUAACUUUUGAGAACAGCUGGGAGUAAAUCUGGCAAAUAAGGUGGAUAUUCCAGCAGUUCAUAGCUCAUAGUCCAAAUCCUAUAAUUUUCCCUUGGCAAAAAUACUUUUGCCUGAUUAUUUUUGGUGUAUGUAUACAAACAGACAGAUUAUUUAGUGUUGGAUUAGAUAUAUUCCUCUGAAGGAGGCGCUAAAAUUGGCAACAUUGCUUGUGAGAAGAAGUUACAUGGCUACUGUAGAAUAACGAAUGACUGAAUGAAUCGGCACGAAUCAGGUUCACUAGGUGGGAAGCGGGGAAGCAGUGUUGCCAUGUAUAUCUAAUAUCUAAUUUAAAAGCGAACAGUCUGUAUACGAUUUUGUUCUUUAUAAUGAAUCAUCUGGUUUGAAUGCUUACCUAAAACAGACUGAAAUUUUAGAGUCGAUGAUUUUUAUAUACAAAUUUAUUCCGUUGAAUAUUGGUCUGAAUAAGUGCAAUUAAAAGGUAAUCGAUAUCGUAAGCUUAAUGAAUAUUUAUAUACAGGGUAAAGUGGAAAGAAUCACUUAGGACGUUUUUGUACUAGAUAAUCUAAUUUUCAAAAUGAUUCCAAAUAUUUAGGUAAAUAUUAUAGCGUAUGCUGAUAGAUAUUUGUAACCGAAGAGUAUUUUCUUAAGUAAAUGUAAAUUGUAAUUUUUAGAUAAAGAAUUUAUUACUGCUUAAAUAAUUUUUGAAAAUAAGAUUACAGAGUUUAAGUUGACACAAGAAUGAGUGGUACUAAUUGUUGAUUAGUUGAACAUCCGGCUCGAAGGACCAAGUGUUCAACGAAACAAUAUAAAAUAUUUAAACAAAUACUCUAAACGAUAUAAAAUAUUUUCUUCAAGUCCUAUCUCCGCGAUGGAGGUCGGCAAUCCUCAUAGCUAUUCGGACUUAAGAGACGGCUGAUAUGAGAAGUUAAUUUAAUGUACACCCACUAUUUUAAGUUUCGCAGCCAUGAUAUUUAUUCUAAAAUGCUUGGUAAUAGCGUCAUCCUGUCUGACACCUCUUUGAAUUAUCUUGUACUACAGGGUUAAACGCUUUGUGGAAAUCUAUAAACACUAAUACCAGAGGUGUUCUGUUGUGUUCUUUGGAUUUUUCAGUAAGUUUUCUUUUUAGUUUGCAGGUGGUCGUUGGUGCCAAACUGUGAUCGAAAUCCCGCUUGUUCUUUCGCUUGGUACGUGUGUAGUUUUCAUCCAAUCUUGUUGUUAUGAAAGACUACUCAUAUGUAUUUACAUUUCCCUACACCUUUUAACCUUUCCGUAUCUAGUAAUAUGGUAGAUGUUUUCGAUCGUUUUAAUUAUUCCUCUCUGGCGUACAAUAAAUGGAUAACAUCAUUUAAUUUACCCUGUCAAAUGCCUUCUUUAGGUCCACGAAACAUAAAUAUGCCAACUUGUUGUAUUCUAAUGGUUUCUCUGGAACUAAAUCAAAUUAGUACUAUUAAUUGUGUCAAUUUAAACGUUUUUUGUUAACAGUUUAAAAAAUAGUGUCUAUGUAAGUACGUUUUAAAAAACGAAAAACGAUUGUAUGAAUAUAUAGCUGCAUUUAUAUUGUAUAUAAAUAUUAGAUAUAUCUGUUGCAUUAUUCAGAGUUUAAAAUAUUUUAUACUUAUUAUAUUGUUAUACAAUUGAAACAUAUAUUUAGGAGUGUUUAGAUUAUUUAAUCUUAAAUGUUUUGAGAUUAAGUUUUCAAUUAAAAAACGUAUUGAUAUCGAUAACAAAUAGCUCUAAAUUUUAACCAAAUACAAUUUACGGAAAUUACAUGUAUAUUUGAAAGUUAAUAAUUUCAAUAGAACUUGGUUAUAAGGCUAAAUAUUUUAACUUUUAAAUAGUGUUAGCCUUCAAAUUAUAAAGAUGAAGCCUAACCUAACUUAACCUAAAUUAUAAGUGUGGUAAUCAAAAGAUUAAAUUAUGGACAAAAUAAUUUUAAUUAUUAGAUUUAAACGCCUUAUUUUGCUUAUACAGGGUGUUUGGUAAUGAAUGGGUCAUAGCUUAACUUUAGAUUCCUGACCUUAAAAUAGUUCGAUUUAAGCUAACUUACCUUAGUACGAAAGUUGAUAAUAACCGAAGUACAGGGUGUCAAAUUUAAACUUUUAUUUUAUUUAUUCUUGAAUAUUUCGUGACAGGCAUGAGAUAACAACACGAAAUUUGGUAGGUGGGGGUAUUUUGGAACGAGAAAUUAAAUUCGUCACCAAAAAGCGUAUUACCCAAAGGGCGCCACAUACGUCUUUCAACGCUCAUUGAAUACGUUCAAUUUUUUAUCCCCCACUCUACAUACAUUUGAAAAAAACUUUUAUUUUCUUAAUAUUUUUACUUAAAAAACGUAUACUACAUUCAUCUCGCUAAACUCAACUAUUUUCGAGAUAAACGCAUUUUAAAUAUGCGAUGCAACAUAAUUUUUUGCAUAAGAUCAUUGUAGUUAUCUACACCCGAAAAUUAAACUUGAAACCACAAUAAUUGUGCACGUUCUUACAUUUAUGUCAUCGCAUCGCAAAUUCCAUUUGAAGAUUGCGAUAUAUUUUUGGGAAUUAAUAUGGGUUUAAUUUAUUUUUAUCUCGAAAACGGUUUAAGUAAAGAUAUUAAGAGAACAAACAUUUUGAUUCAAAAAGGAUAUAGAAUGGGUAAUAAAAAACUGAACGUUUUAAAAGAGCGCUGAAAGGCGUACGUGGCGCCCUCUGGGUAAUACAUCAUUUUUGGUGGAGAAUUUAGAUUUCUCGUCCCAAAAAAAACCAUUCUUACCAAAUUUCGUGUUGUUGAAAAUAUUCAAGAAUAAAUAAUAAUAAUUUACCUUUGACACCCUGUAUUUUGGUUAUUAUCAGCUUUCUUACUAAAGUAAGUUAGCUUAAAUCGACCUAUUUUAACAUCAGGAAUCCAAGGUUAAGCUAUGGGUCAUUCGUUACCAAACACUCUGUAUAUAACGUUGCUGUGUCUCACUUUUAUCUAAUAAUUCAACAUAAUAAUAAUAUAACAGCUGUUGAGAUAUAACAGCUUUUUUGAAAAAAUUUAAAAAACUUCGAUAAAUACGAUGAACCAGUUUGUGGAAAAUAUCAAAUGGUUUGUGGCCCAAUGGCAAUCAAAUGGAUGAAGUCAAUGCAUAUUUGUCUACUUCUACUGAGAGUUAAGACAAGUAAUAUAAAAUAUUACAUUGUUUUAAUUGACCAAAAAUUUAUUUUGUUACGAACUUUGUAUCCAGUGUUUUUCUAUCACAAGAGGCACAAAGAAAUUAAAAAGAAUUUUAGUAAUAAACGAAAUUUCUAACUUAUUAAAUUAUUGUUUUUAUCAGGUGGUUUCUUUAUCUAGGUAAAUAGAUUCAAUGAGAUGGAUUUGAACCUAUUCCACUGCGACCUUUUCAUAUCUCUUUUGGUCCUCUAGACGUAGAUUACAAAGAACCAUUGCUGGCACCAACUGCUGGCACAGAACUGACACCAAAUGUGCUCUAUUGUUUCUUCCUCUAGGUGACACAAUCUGUAUAGGUCAGCAUCUGCCAAUCCCAUCAACUUCAACUGUCUAUUCAGCUGCUAUGGCUUUGAUUGUUUUCCUGUCUAUGCCUAUUAGGACUGUCGUAAAUUUUGGCUAAGAAUGAACUGUUUCGUUUGUUUUUAUCCUGGUGAUCCUUCACAAUUUCAGGGAUUUGUGAGCUACCCACUUUCUUGUAGCCGUUAUUGUUACUACCUUUGCAACGCCCUAGAAGGUUCCGAUCCUACCAAUGACAUUGAUGAGCUUUGUUUGACCAUUCCAUCAGCCUUUUCAGUGCCUUAAGAGUUGCCUGGCUAUCUAUGAAGAUAUUCCCAUCAAAUUCCAAUAACAGGUAAUACAUAAUAUUUACGAAUUGUUUAAAAAGUUAUAUUUCAAAACUAUUUGCUUUUUAAUAAGCUUUUAUGCAUUGUUUUAUAGUUGUCCUUCCUCGUUUUUUCGUUCACAACAUUCUAAAUCAGUUGUUCUCAACCUUUUUGAGUCAUGUACCACAAAAUCCUUUUAAUUAUUUUUGGUUUCGCCUAACUGAAAUACCUAUCAUGCUGGAUUUUGGCUGUUUUUUGUAUGGAUGUACCACAGAUUGAGAACUUUGAGAACUGUUUCAAAUCAUUUUACUAAGGCAUUGUGUUGUUACAAAAGUUUAUGUUGGUCCAUAUAUUUAAUUUUCACAAUUGACAAGAGAUGGCGCUCUUUAUAUUGAGUAUCCUAUUAAGCAUAUUUUUGAAGAACUAUAUCGAUUUAAAUUAUGUUCAUGAGCAUUUUAGGAGAGUUAUUCCUAUAGACUAGAGUUAAAAUUUAGAGCUCGGUUAUCAAUUAUUUAUAAAAGUUGAAGCUUCAUGUUUUAUAUUCACUUGUUUAUUAGUUUUUGUAAAUAAUAUACGAGAUAUGUUGCGAGAAUUUAGUAUUUAACUUGGAAUUAAUUUAGGCCGUAGUGAAUUUUACUAGAAAAUUAGACGACUUAGAAUUCGACUAGGUUUUCUAAUCGUGGGUAUAUAACAGAUAAAUAUAUUAUACUCUACAUAGGUCAAUUUCCAGUCAAGUUAUUUAUGUUAACUUAUUUGGUUAAUAAGUUUAGGAAGGUAGAGAAUAGCAGCUGGGAAAAAUAAUGAAUAUAUGUGUACAUGUAAAUGAAUUGAAAAACAUAUUUUACUUAGGGGAGUGUAGGAUUUAAAACCAAGGUCACAUUUAAUAAUUAAUUUUAUUAUUCCUUCAGCUAGAGACGCACCCAUUAGACCCUAUAUGAGCGCUUAACGUGCCUGUUUAUCUGAUAAGCGCGCGUUUGCAUGUGUACGAUACAAUUCAUUACUUGGUAACUUGAAACGCGGCGUCUAACGUCCUCAUCUGUACGGGGUCUUAGAAAUAAAAAAACCGAUACUUUAGUUUUGUACUGUCCAUCCUUGGAUUAGAGCAAACUGAAACAGAUAUAAAAAAAACUUAUUGUCGCAUUCGGGUUCAGCAUUAAAAAUGGUAAAGCCGGAAAUUUUUUAAUUUUAGUUUAGAUAAAAAUAAAAAAUAUAUUUACUCAUAGACUAUGAUAGUGAGAUAUUAUUUAUUCUAAAUCAUCUUAUACGCUCUGAGCUUCGCUGGUAUCGCUAACUAGCGGAUUACUAAUGCAACUUCCGUCGGAAAUUUUUAAAUUUAUUAUUUAAUUUUUAUCGCGUAAUAUUUACAACGCAAAAAAGUAAUUAAAUUGUAAUCGAUUUUUUAAAGAUUUUGUUAAUCAUUUUGACGUUCUAUUGAUGAAAUAUUAGUUUCUUACUUCGGAAACUUUCACAAUUAUCGUGUAGAUGGCGCUUAGGUUAAUAGAAUAAUUUAUAAAGUAAGUUAUCAAUCAAAGUAGCACAUAAAACGACAAUAAAUAUCGUCUCCAUACCACCAGAUUGACAACAGGUGGAAUACUUUCUUUGGUUACACCUCCUGAGAUUUUCAAAAUUUAUAAAUCAUACAGGAUGCCGAGGAAAUUAAGAUGAGAGAAUUUUAAAUAAUUCACAACUCAUCUGCUCAGCGUGGUAAAAGCUCCAACAAGAAAGAUUCCUUAAUACUCAAACAAAAGAGUAAAUGACUUAAAAAUGUAUAAACAUUAUCAAUUUCUUUGCAACACGAAAAUGCAGCAGCUGCAUAAUACUAUGGUCAAAUCUGAGAGUGCAGUAAGAGUCUAUACCGGUUUCGGGGGUUGUUUCCCCCUCAUCAGUAGUCCCAUAUCAUCCUCUCUCAGAUUCUUACCCGUACCACACUUUGGGCCUUUCCGAAUUGCAAAGAAAGAAAUGUCACGGAUGAACUAAUUCACUAAUUUUUAAUUUUUAAUUCACUUACUCUUUUGUUUGAGUAUUAAGAAAUCUUUCUUGUUAGAGCUUUUACCACGCUGAGCAGAUGAGUUGUGAAUUAUUGAAAAUUCUCUCAUCUUAAUUUCCUUGGCAUUCUGCAUGAUUUAUAAAUUUUGAAAAUCUCAGGAGGUGUAAUCAAUGAAAGUAUUCCACCUGUUGUCAAUCUGGUGGUAUGGACACGAUAUUUAUUGUCGUUUUCUGUGCUACUUCGAUUGAUAACUUACUUUGUUUUUCAGUAGAUGGCCCUAGUUCAUCCGUGACAUUUCUUUCUUUGCAAUUCGGAAAGGCCCAAAGUGUGGUACGUGGCAGAAUCUGAGAGAGGAGGAUAUGGGACUACUGAUGAGGGGGAAACAAUCCCCGAAACCGGUAUAGACUCUUCCUGCACUCUCAGAUUUGACCAUAGUAUUAUGCAGCUGCUGCAUUUUCGUGUUGCAAAGAAAUUGAGAAUGUUUAUACAUUUUUAGAAUAAUUUAUAAUUACAUAUUACGAAAUAUUAAAAAACUUAAAUGCAGUACCUAUUUAAAACGCAAGUAGUUGGUAAAAAUAUAUAUCAUAGCUUUGACCAACUAAUAUUAUUUAAAUAAUUAAUCACUUUGACAUUUAUGUCAAACUUCCAGAAAGAGUUCACUGACUUGUCACUACUGGCGCUCACAAACUUUUAAAUAUCCCCUCUACGUAUGAGCUCACAGCGUAUAACGGGUAACUCUGUUACACACCAGUCUCAGUAAAAAACAACUUUAAUUUAAGUAAAAAUGUCCUGUCGAAGUUAUCUACGACGCUACGAUCCACUGUUGAUACCUGCGGCCAAUAAAUACGGUUAAUUGAAAGGAAAAUAGGAUGCGUUACGUAAUAUACACACACAUCAAGAAGAAAGAACCAUCAGUAAUUGUUCUAGGUUUGAGCUAGGAUGUAUCGGUCAAUAAUCGAUCCGAUAAGGAACGGGAAAUCGACCAAUCAAUACUUGGUCGCCGCGGCAGGACAGUUUAUCCCUAAAUCGCCGCUUUAAGAUCCGGUUUGGGAGCUGCUACUAAAUCAACACUUUAGUAGAAGCGGUAAAGUCUUCAGUCAAUACCCUUGGGCCAGUCAAGUUGUUACCAGAUUAACACUCCGGUAAAACUCCCCUCUCUAUUGUGGCGAACUUCGUUUUAUAUCGUUGCCAACGGUCCAUCUCCACUGCUCAUCGAUUGCGGUGGUAAGGUGGGAGUGAGUGCAAUAAGGAGUGGGCAAGCCAUCGGCGCGAGCUGGCGACGCUCUCGUUACAAUAUUCAGUCAAGCUGAAGUGCCCAAGUGGUCAAGGAUACGGACUUAAAAUAAAUUGGACUCUGUUCACACGUAUUCAAAUCAUGCCCAUAGUGUAAUCAGUUUUGUUUUUAUUUUCAUAUAAAAUUAAUUUUACUAAAAACUCUUAUUAAGUAAUUCUAUGUUGGGCUUAGAGUUAAUAUUUUCUCCUCAAAUCCUUUCGUUUACAUUACAAAAUAACCGUUAUUUACAUGUAUGCUUUCAACGUAUCAUAUGUAAAAAGAUCAGCAGUAGCUUUAUUGUUCGAAUGCUCAUGAGUUCAGAACAAUUAACACUGUAUCAAGUCAAAAGAGACUUUUAGACAUUGUUGGCUUUGAAUACUGCGUUUAGGAUAUUACAUUUUAUCUUCUUAAUUUAUUUAGUUUUAAAGUUUUCACCUCAGUGAGAUUUGACCUCGGGUCUCCUUGCACACCAAUGAUGAAUACUGUCAAAUACACCAACGAAGCCUAAAAAACAGAUUUUCACGAACUAGCAAAGUCUCCUGAAGAAUCCUUCCUUGAAGUAGCGCCAAGAAAUAAGCUUCAUGUGAAAGAUUCAUUGUAAACGGUUGGAUGAGCUCAUUUACGCGAUGAGGGGAGUCCGUUAUACAACAUAUAAACUUUUUCAAUUUUAUUAAAGCUAUAACAAGGGUGUUAACUUAAUAGCAGUUUUAUGUAAUUAAAAAAUAAUAAAUAAAUAAUAAAGUUACUGCAUUUAAUUUUAAAAAUAUUAUUUAAAAUUUAAAAAUACAGAAGAUAUAUUAUGAAGUUUCGCGCUAGUGUACAGUACCGCCUACUUUAACAUUUUUUUUUAUGAAAUAUUUCUAAAUUUUUUCGAGAACUAAAAUUUAACCAAUUAUAUUAUAUAAUAAAUCAGCGGAAGAUGGUAUGCCUCGUGCUGCCCGCAGUUAUGAUUUUUGUACGCUUAAUAGUAAAUACACUCCCCAAAACUUUUAAUACCCGAUAGUUUUGAGUAUUUCAUACCUCGUAUAUACAAGAAACAACCCUAAAAUUAUUUUACAUAACAAAAUAAACAUAAUAUUUACUUAUUUUAUUCUAGCUGCUACUAUCUUUCUUUUCGUCCAUUGUUAUAGUAUGCAUAUAUUGCAUUUUACUUGAAGAUGAUUUUAUGAUUAUUUAUUGAAACCUAUAUGUAUUUUUGUGCAUUUGUAUGUAUUUAUAAUGUGGAACACAAUAUUAUGUGCAACAUGUUCCUUUUUUAAUAGAGGGGCCACAUAAGUUUAAGAAAUUUUGUCUGUCUGCUUAAUUGCACUGGGUACCAAUAGCAUUUGUUUGUGUAUAACAAACAUAACAAAUAAAAGAAAUUAUUGGAAAA
Messenger RNA from Diabrotica virgifera virgifera (western corn rootworm), 17197 nucleotides. Its product is annotated as cyclic AMP response element-binding protein A. Gene Ontology annotation, biological process: regulation of transcription by RNA polymerase II. The transcript is spliced from 6 exons. Gene Ontology annotation, molecular function: DNA-binding transcription factor activity, RNA polymerase II-specific; cAMP response element binding. The record is from RefSeq and is a predicted model, not a curated record. NCBI's taxonomy places the organism in Eukaryota, Metazoa, Arthropoda, Insecta, Coleoptera, Chrysomelidae. Bases 404 to 1558 code for a protein of 384 amino acids.